Symbiodinium sp. CCMP2456 is the source of this 2856-nucleotide messenger RNA. NCBI's taxonomy places the organism in Eukaryota, Dinophyceae, Suessiales, Symbiodiniaceae. The record is from the annotation of a GenBank genome assembly.
AUGCUGCAAUGCAGGCUGCAGACCUAUGGUGGCUGCCCAACCUGGAUACCAACGCCGUACUCCAGUGAGCCUUCCCCGUUUGGCUGGCCGCUGUCACCAAACGACUGGAGCUUCGCGGACAUGCCAUAUUGGCCCAAGAAGUACCUAGCUUGUGCCGGGAAGAGGCAGUCUCCAAUAGACAUUCCUCUGAACAGCCCGAGCUGUGGAAUCGACCGGAUAAGUGAUCAAGAUGGUCUACUCAAGACGGCAGCUGGCUAUACGGCGCAGGGCAGCGUUCAGCCACCCGAAGUACGAGUCAGCACCUACAUGAGGACGGUCCAUGCAGAGGGCAACUACGGCGACCUUCGCUUGCGGGGUGAGUCAGGUGAGGCCAAAGACUACGAGGCGAUCUCCGUCCACCUGACCGCACCGAGCAUGCACAAAGUGGAUGGGAAGCAUAUGGCCGCAGAGCUGAUGGUCCUCCAUAAGCCAAAGGGCGCUCCCAACAUGCUGAAGGACGGCGUGAUUCUAAGCAUGAUGUUCGACGACACGAACGGCACCGAGAGCAACAUCUUUAGCCAUUUCGGCUUCUCCAGCGAAGGCAUUGCAAGCCCUGCAAAAUCCUGGACGGCAUCGCAUUACAUCAAUCUGGCGGAGGCUUUGUCAAGCUCUCUGGAGGGGCCCUCAUACCAGUAUGAUGGAAGUGUUCCCGUGCCACCAUGCACUGAGACCGUCAAGUAUUUUAUUCUUGGCAAGGCGCAGCCGAUCCUCACUUCGCAAGCCAAAUCACUGGAAGCCGUCCUCAGCUGCUGGGCAGGCGGGAUCAACAAGCGAGGCCCGAUCCCUUCACCCUUUCUGGGUCAGUGCCGGGCCGUGAAGAUGAACACGCUGAACGUGGGAUCCCCGCAUUGGGAAGCAACUUGCCAGGCCGCUGUUGCCAACGGCACCUCCUUCCGAUCUGGCACGUGCUGGGAUUACGGCAUGAGCCAACAGCGCCUGAACAGCUGUGUCAAGUCCCCCGUGGAUAUGUCUGCCUCGAAGGCAUCCACCACCGGUGCAGAGCUGCCACAGUGGAACUUCAAGACUAUCAAGCAUGUCAGGGUCAUGCCAAGCAACUACAGCGUGGAUGCAAUCCCACUGGAGGCUGGUGUCGCCGGGCCCUUGCCGAACUUCGGCACGAUCCUGGUGCUGGGAUACAAGUACAUGGUGCGGAAGAUCCGAAUCAAGCCGGUGUCUUCCCACACAUACAAUGGGCUCUACCACGCUGGGGAGCUCAUUAUCGAGUGUUUAGUCUUCGGCGACGAGGUGGCCACCACGGUGAGGGAGACUGCUGACUUCCUAGGCGAGCAGCACCAUGGACGACGGCUUCAGGAGACGGAGGACGAGCUUCAUCGGUUGUAUAUUAGCGUGCCCAUCAAGCUGGGAGUGGAGAGUCCGCUGCUGCGGGAGCUGGGCUUGCCGUUCCAAGCCUAUAAGGAUAGCAUCAAGGAUAUGCAUCACUACCACAUUGAGACAGCUGUGAACGUCGAGGCCGGCCUCUACAGUGCAUUGAAUGGCAACUACCUCUUCUACAGUGGCGGGAUGGUCCAACCGGGUUGUCCCAAGUGGGGCGUUAGGUGGAUCAUGUUCGAGACUCCGAUCACAGCCAGUCUGGCACAGCUCAACUAUUUGGUGCUGCCAGUGAGUGGCUAUGAUUCGGUAAGGCUCUAUCCGCCUGCCUUUGCACCGCAGGACUACUCCAAGAACGUGUUCCUCAACGCAUUGCCGGAUUGGGCAUUGAGUCUGCAUGUGAAUUGCGAUGAUCCAGAACACUGGACUUAUGACGAUGUGCAUUGUUGGGACGUGGCAUACCCUACCUGCCGGACAGGCAGGAAGCAGUCUCCCAUCAACAUCCUCCCGCAGCAGGUCCAGUACGAAGGCAACUCCAAGUUCCUCAGCCGUGUGGACUGGAAGCCAGUCAAAGAUCUUCGAGUGGAGAACAACGGCCACAGCCUCAUCGUGACCAGCGACAUGCUUGGCUACAUCAAGCUGAUUGGUGAUGAUGGUUUCCCCGAGUUUUAUGACAUCGCGCAGUUUCACUUGCACAUGCCCUCGGAGCACAUGAUCAAUGGCCGGCAGUUUGCUGCAGAACUGCACGUUGUGCAUACACGGCAAAGGGCAAUCGGACAAGAGAAGAACACCUACGAUUCCUUCCCGCUGACCGUGCUUGGGUUCAUGUUUGACAUCACCGACACGGAGAGUCAUUUCCUCAAGCAGUUCUAUUUGGGUGAGGAGGCAAUUAAGAAUCAGAGCUACAAGACUGCAAGGCAGCCGAUCGACUUGAUGCGGUCUCUCGGUCCAGCCCUGGAUGGUGACUUCUACAGAUAUGAUGGCAGCUUCACAACGCCUGACUGCCACGAACAGAUCAAAUGGUUUGUUUUUGACCACAUCUUCCCAAUGAGCCUCGCGCAGUGGGAGACCUUCAAGAAAGAGUUUCCCUUCGCGCAUGCGAACCGUCCCGUGAACAAGCUGAAAGACCAUCGCCUCGUGAAGAACGACUUCGAGGAAGGCACCCCGGUGCAGUACGACUUCUUCCUAGGCCGUCACGAAGGGCGCAACCGUUACUUCCCAGGAGAGGGCUGGAUCCUGGUCCCAUGCCUUGCCAUUAUCGUGUUGAUGUGCCUGAUCAUGCUCUCCGUCUUUGUACGUGAGGGGCGUUUCCACAUCAAGGAACCUUUCCUGCGCAAGCUGUAUCCACGACGUUUCUCAAAGUGUUGCAUCGUUUCCGUACCGGAAUACAGCGAGGUAGAGGCAGAUGGGCCACCAAAGGUGGCCCAAGUGGGGAGAGGGAGCUGGAGAGGUGCCUGUUCGGGCCUCGGACAGCGGCCGGUCCGAUAG